AUGCUGGACCACGAUCCGCGCUAUUUACGCCCCGAGUCGCGUGAGGACAUGAACCAGCGCGUCAAGUUGCUGGCCGGGUCGACCCAGCGCAAGCGCCGGCCGUGGAAGAAGCACGGCGAGGCUCAGCAGCAGCAGCAGCAGCAACAACAUCAGCACCUGAACUCGCAAUAUCAGCAGCCGCCACUUCCACCUCCGAUGGGCCACUCAUCGGGCUACGAAGACGCAAUGCUCCAUGGCAUCAAGCCCGAGAUAGGCCACGGCCCGGGACUUGGCCACCUCCCACAGCACCCACAGCACCACCAGCAGCAUCCGCAUACGCAGCACCCGUACCAAGCUCAGCAUCAGCAGCCGCAGCACCACCACCAGCAGCCCCAGCACCAGAUGCCUCCGCAGCCUCAUCACUUGCCGCAGCAGUAUCCGAGCCAGCCGUCGGCAACAUAUCUCCCGCCGCCCCCAAACCUCCACCAGCACCAUCCACAGCAACCGCAGCAACAGCCGUACCAUGAUUUUUACCACCAGCAGUACCCACAGCAGCCAGCACCACCGCUGCCGCAGCCGCAGCCGCAUCAGCACUACCCCCUCUCCAUGCAACAGAUGACAACACAUCACGUCCCCCCGUUUAUGAGCGGUAGCUGGGGCCAUGUGUACGAUAACCAGAGUCAGGCUGCAGAUCCCGCCUCCCGUCUCACCAUGAGCAACUCGUUUGACCUGGCACAGCACCAAACAAGCAUGGCACCGCUCCAUGCACAGCAGCAACAUGCGGCUCAUGCACAACAGCACCUUCACCAACACCCACAACACGCGCAGCAGCACCAGCAAUAUCAGCACCCCCACGCAGCGCACGGCCAUCCCCAUCAACCCUAUCACCCGAACGAGCACAGCAGCAUCGAUGGACACGGUAACCUCGGCACACUGGGAGGCGGUAUCACGAGCAGCCAUUUGCCCCUACUCAGUGACCACCAGCGGCAGCGGCGCAUGAGCUCCGCGGCGUACUCAACAGACUCGGACGCGUCCUCGGACGUCAGCACGGAGACGAUCCAAGAUCUCAAAAACCGCCUAUCGGGUUGUUCGACUCAUUACGCAAACCAAAUCGCCAACUUGCUGCGCAGAUUCACGAUUAGCAACGGAUCCGACGACCCGUCGUCUCCUUCGCCGUCCGUUGUUCUCUCGGGCCCUCGUAGCGGCAGCAACGACAACAGCGCGGACUCGCACCGGAUUCGGAAACCCUGGCGCCAGCGGACACAAAAAAUUCGUAGCAACAGCGUCAGCAGCACUAGCAGCAACGGCAGUUUUGGCGUCUUCGACAGCGACGUGGACGUGUAUGGCGAGCCAGGCGACGAUGACGACACUACACAGCGCGGCCAGAGCAGCCACGGUGGUAGCAACCAUUCCAGUGUGGCCGGUGCAAGCCCGGAUGGGCACGUCGAUGAGCAUGUGCGCGGUAGUGCUAUGCGGCGGGCAGGUGGCUCUGGAGCCGGUUUGAAAACCACGACAGCUACGACAGCUACGACAGCACACGCGACGACGAUUCUGGGCGCCAGCGGUGACAACGCCGGAAGCCCGCGUCUUGUGCUCCCAGGUGACUUUUUCAACGCGUACCAGUACCGCGACGACGCUAACUGUCCCUUCCACAACAAGGAGCAACUUCUGCGUGACGAGCAAGAAAGGCGGCAACGGCAGGCCGAGGAGGACCAGAACGACCGGAGACGGGGCCGGAGCGGUGCCAGAGGAGCCAACGCCAAGGUCCCGCGCGAAAAGCGCUGCUGGUGUGCGAUUGCAGAUGCAGUCGGCUCUGUGGCACUCGAAGACGGCUCGUUCUGGGUCCUCAGUGACGGCCGGCUCACGCCCGAGGCCGAAGCGAUGGUUCGCGAGCCUACGCAGCAGCGCCAUCAACUGGCACGCCGCGAUCGGUUCGGCCACUCCAUGCUGCACUUGUUUGCAUCGCGGGACGGUCUGCAGAUGCAGCUGCUGGCCAUGGUCCUGAACUGUGACGAUGCAACGCUCCUGGCGGCCAACACAGCCGGACAGACGUUUUUGCAUGUCUUGGCUCCCAGCUGGUUUGUGGGGCUUCAUGAGCCGUACGCACCCUUGGUCCAGCUUCUCGCCCAUUUGCGGAGCCGUACGCGUCAGCCGCCAGCUGGCGGCAAUGUUGGGUCCGACGCGGCAGAUGACGUGAACGGCCCAGGGCCCAGCAACGCCAUGGCACACCUGAUCUACGCGACUGAUGUCUACGGCCGCAGUUUCUUCCACCGCUUCGGCACCUUUGUCAGUGACCCGCAUAUUAUAACGAGCACGAUCAUCCAGCAUUACGACCGCGCGGCGCUCUUACGGCGCGACGGCUUUGCCCAUGUACCGCUGGCUAUAAUGGGGGCCAGCGGCAGUGGCGGCGCUGACGACUACGGCGCAUGGCCCUCGCCGACGGCCACACAUGCACUGGUUGGCGGCAACGUCCCAACCGUGUUCUCUAGCGAAGAUGCUUUUAUCCGCCACCACGAGUCGUUGCUGCGUACUGUCACGGCAUCGGACAACCAACCGAGUGUAGAGGACCCUGAAGGUCGCAAUGGCCUGCACUGCAUGGCCGAGGCGAUUGUGGACAAGCGCAUUAUGGACGAACACCGCAGCGCACUGAGCGCGGGCCGGAAGGUGCCUAAAAAGAAGACACUCGAUAAGAAGGAUCCCAGCGCUGCGACGAGCAACAGCAGCAGCUUUAUGAAUGGCCUGCUCCUCAGCGGCGAAGGCGGAAGUGUCGGCGACGGUCUUGGUGGUGGGCCGACGUAUAGCAGCACCAGCCCCUACGUCAGCAACCCGGCUCUUGGUGGAGCGACGUCCACACAGAGCCUGCUGCAUACGUCAGUGGACGGUGCACAGAUGGCAACGCGCCUUCGCCUCGUGCAAGGCCUACUGUCGCCACCCAUCGUCGUCGACGUGAACCACUACGACCGCCGCGGGCAGACCGUGCUGACUGCCUUUGUUGUGCAUAUUGCGGACGACCAAGAGGAUAAGGCCAAGAGCCUUGUCGCGAUCCUCGAGACGCUACUGUCGGCAGGUGCCCGUAUCGAAGGUCGCAACCGCCGCGGCGAAACCGCGCUUCUCGUCGCCGCGCGCCUUGGCCGCAAAAUCGCGCUGACUACGCUUCUCGACCACGGUGCGAAUGUGCAUGCCCGCGAUGCCGCCGGCCGCGGUGUACUCGACAUUCUUGAUAUGCAGUGCCGCCGACAGGGACGCAACAAUGUCGCCCUCUACGGUCGCCUCGAGGCGUGCCGCGUCCUGCUGACGAGCAUCAAGCAGCUGCCCCUCGGCGUCAAGCAACGCCCUACUCUGAUGGACGAGUGGACCAUUGUGCACCGGCGUGGACCGGAGCCGCGGGAUAUUUCCAUGGCCAUGUAG
Messenger RNA from Sporothrix schenckii 1099-18, 3387 nucleotides. RefSeq lists its product as uncharacterized. The record is from RefSeq and is a predicted model, not a curated record. NCBI's taxonomy places the organism in Eukaryota, Fungi, Ascomycota, Sordariomycetes, Ophiostomatales, Ophiostomataceae. Gene Ontology annotation, molecular function: protein binding. The coding region runs from base 1 to 3387 and encodes 1128 amino acids. The transcript has a single exon.